AUGCGUGCCUCAGUCAUGGUCGCCGCCGCAGCUUGCGCCUCCUCAACCAGCGCUUUCGCGGUCCCCCGCGACGAGGACCCUAACUUCGCCUGGCAGGCCCCCGACGCCGCGGCCAAGCGCUCGCCGUGCCCCAUGCUCAACUCCCUCGCCAACCACGGCUACCUCCCGCGCGACGGCAACGCCAUCAGCAUGGACAACCUCAUCUCCGGCCUCGGCAAGGCCCUCAACUUCAACGAGUCCCUCGUCCGCACCCUCGGCACGCCCGCCUUCGCCACCUCUACCACCGGCGACGCCAACACCUUCAACCUCGACGACAUCGCCAAGCACAACGUCAUCGAGCACGACGGCAGCCUGUCGCGCGCUGACUUCGCCGUCACCGGCGACGCAAAGACCUUCAACCAGUCCGUCUUUGACGAGACGUACGGAUACCUGACCGAGGGCGCGGCCGCGACGGAGGAGAAGGUGAACGUGGCGACGAUGGCGACGGCGCGCAGCAAGAGGAUCGCGACGGCCCAGGCGACGAACCCGAGUUUCAACUUGACUAGCAGCCAGGUCACCGUCUCAUUGGGAGAGUCUGCGGUUAUCCUUGGUACAUUGGGUGGAAGCUUCUCCGAGCCUGCUGCGCCGUUGGAGUGGAUGAAGAUUGUCUUUGAGGAGGAGCGUCUGCCAUUCAAGGAGGGCUUCAACACCAGCACUGAGGUCAUUACCACCGCUCAGGUCCUGGGGCUGUCGCAGCUCAUUGCUACCAGCAGCACCUAA
Colletotrichum siamense is the source of this 759-nucleotide messenger RNA. Its product is annotated as putative sterigmatocystin biosynthesis peroxidase stcC. The coding region runs from base 1 to 759 and encodes 252 amino acids. The transcript has a single exon. NCBI's taxonomy places the organism in Eukaryota, Fungi, Ascomycota, Sordariomycetes, Glomerellales, Glomerellaceae. The record is from RefSeq and is a predicted model, not a curated record. Gene Ontology annotation, molecular function: peroxidase activity.